UGCUCAGCAAGGUGAGGGGGCGGCGGCGGAAGCAGACAGCAGACCAUGACGACGACGCCACCCGGCGCCGGAUCCUGCCCCUCGGCGCCAUCCGCCGGCCACCCUCCGGUCUGCCUCGCCGCAGAAAUGGCGGUGCGGCCGCGCCUGGUGCUGUUCGGCGACUCCAUCACGGAGCAGUCCUUCCGCCCCGGCGGCUGGGGCGCCGCCCUCGCCGACACCUACUCCCGCAAGGCCGAUGUGGUUGUGAGAGGCUACGGAGGGUACAACACAAGAUGGGCUCUUUUCUUGCUGCACCAAAUUUUCCCCAUGGUUGGAACAGCACCUCCUCUCGCAACAACCGUGUUCUUUGGUGCAAAUGAUGCGGCCAUUUUGGGACGCACGAGCGAGCGGCAGCAUGUUCCUGUUGCGGAGUAUAAAGAUAACCUCAAAAGGAUUGUUAAUCAUUUGAAGGAUUGUUCCAAGUCCAUGGUAAUUAUGCUAAUCACACCACCUCCUGUUGAUGAAGAUGGAAGGGAAAGAUUUGCACGAUCACUCUAUGGAGAAGAAGCUAGGAGGCUCCCUGAAAGGACAAAUGAAAUGGCUGGUGUGUAUGCAGAUCAGUGCAUAGAGCUUGCCAAAGAAAUGAAUAUACACUGCAUUGAUAUUUGGUCAAAGAUGCAAGAGACUGCAGGAUGGCAGAAACUUUACUUAAGUGACGGACUGCACCUGACACCAGAAGGAAAUGCUGUUGUCCACAAGCAAGUUGUCCAAACGUUGAGAAAUGUGGGUCUGAAAGCAGAAGAUAUGCCAUAUGACUUCCCUCAUCAUUCCAGAAUCGAUGGCACUUGCCCAGGAAAGGCCUUCCAGUUAAGCGUGGUACAGCUUGAGUCACUUGCCUGUGGUACAUCUGGAGAUCUUAUUUCUCUCUGAAUUAGGCCAGAGAUUCAAAUUAAGACAAAUGUUUUACUGCUUCUGUGAUGAACUUUUGGAUGGAGGAAUUUAGCAUCCGUUUUUACUCGGUCAGAAAUAAAAAUUCUCUUCUUUAAACUGAGAAA
This is a messenger RNA of Oryza brachyantha (malo sina), 1034 nucleotides long. Its product is annotated as GDSL esterase/lipase At5g62930. Bases 46 to 909 code for a protein of 287 amino acids. Gene Ontology annotation, molecular function: hydrolase activity, acting on ester bonds. NCBI's taxonomy places the organism in Eukaryota, Viridiplantae, Streptophyta, Magnoliopsida, Poales, Poaceae. The record is from RefSeq and is a predicted model, not a curated record. The transcript is spliced from 7 exons.